UUAAAAUUUUGUUGUAACAACAUUGACAUCUUGUGUUCUUUUGACAGCAAAAUAGGAAAAUAAAAUGCCUUCUCAUGAGGACGAUCCUUACGCCCAAGUGGCCAGAAGUACUCUGAAGUUGAAAAAUGAUGAAAUUGUCAGUAAAAAAAAAAAACGAAAACAAGAGAAGAAAAAAAAACUGGUCGAGGUAUCAAAAAUCGUGGAAGAGGAGGAGCAGCCUAAGCACGUCGUCCAGAGGACAAAAGCAGAAUUAGCAUUCUUAAAAAUGCAGGAGAAAAUGCAAACUGAGAGGAUCAAGCAGAAGGCAUCGAAAACCCAUAAGCAGAGGGUUGAAGAGUUCAACAGGCACCUUGACAGCCUCACCGAGCACUUUGACAUUCCCAAGGUCUCCUGGACGAAAUAAUCAACUCAAUUUAUCAUUAAUUUUUAUUAUUAUAAGUUUAUUACAUUAGAGGGUGUUCACAUCUAUAAAAGAAUGCACAUUAAUUUCAUCCUUAUCGAAUUAUUAGUCAACGUAAUCAUUGCUAAAACAGAUGUGUCUGCUCUCAAUGAACAAUUGUAAAUAUUCAACAAAUAAAGUACAAAAUAUCUUGCAAAA
Diachasmimorpha longicaudata is the source of this 598-nucleotide messenger RNA. RefSeq names its product protein FAM32A-like. Gene Ontology annotation, cellular component: nucleolus. The transcript has 3 exons. Bases 65 to 403 code for a protein of 112 amino acids. The record is from RefSeq and is a predicted model, not a curated record. Lineage: Eukaryota; Metazoa; Arthropoda; Insecta; Hymenoptera; Braconidae.